UUGAAAUCAAGGUUGAAUUUCCAUUUCUUCCCCAUGGAUGGUUGAGAGUGGAUAAACAGUGAAGUGAAGGCCAAGAAGAAGCCGAAGCCCCAAAUUCAGCAUUGAAGAAGGAAGAGCUAUGGCUUCCUCGCUCAUGUUUCGCCGCUCUUUCUGUUUACACUCUGCAUCUUCUCCUUCUUCCUCCUCCUCCGCUUUCGUUUUCUCCAAGAAGAAACCCCUCGUUUUCUUGGGUUCUCCUCAGGUUUCAACUUCAGUUCUUGAUGCUCUUUUUAACGCAUCUUCCGCUGCAGAUGCGGCUUUUGAGGUUGCAGCUAUUGUAACUCAGCCACCUUCUAGAAGGGAUAGGGGAAGAAAGAUGAUGCCUUCUCCAGUAGCACAAUAUGCCCUUGAUAAAGGCUUCUCUUCUGACCUUAUUCUUACACCUGAAAAAGCUGGAGAGGACGUGUUUUUGAGCACCUUGAAGGCUUUGCAGCCAGAACUAUGUAUUACAGCAGCAUAUGGAAAUAUCUUACCGACCAAAUUUCUAAAUAUUCCAGCAUUGGGGACGGUCAAUAUUCACCCAAGUCUAUUGCCAUUAUAUCGUGGUGCUGCCCCUGUCCAAAGGGCAUUGCAGGAUGGUGUUAAGGAAACUGGUGUAUCGUUAGCAUUCACAGUGCGUGCAUUGGAUGCUGGACCUGUCAUUGCUUCUGAAAAAUUUAAAGUCGAUGAGCAAAUUAAGGCACCCGAUUUACUUGCAUUGCUAUUUUUAGAAGGUUCUAAACUUCUGAUUCGUGAACUUCCUUCAAUACUUGAUGGAUCUGCCGAAAAGAAAGCGCUACCUCAAGAUGACUCUAAAGCCACCACGGCCCCAAAGAUAUCCCCGGAUGAGGCAUGGCUUUCAUUUAAUCAAGAGGCAUAUGUCCUACACAACAAGGUUCGUGCAUUUGCAGGAUGGCCUGGAACACGAGCUAAGGUUGUCGUUGYGGAUGAAAAAAGUGGUCAUGACAAUAUCCUAGAGCUUAAAAUCAUUACUACAAGGGUUUGCAUCAAUUGUAGUAGUCAAGAGACUCGAGCAGACGAGAUCCAUUUCGUUAAUGAUGCUCUGGUGUUUCCAUGUGGAGCAUGCUCAGCACUUGAGGUACUGGAAGUUCAAUUACCCGGUAAGAAGGUCGUGAGCGCAGGUGCGUUCUGGAAUGGCAUGCAAGGAAAGAAGUUGAAGAAAUUCGACGAACGUAAGCAUUUUUCGCAUGUGUCGUUAUGACGUUUAAAUGAAAUCUAGGUGAAGCAAAUUUCUGCAUUUUUUAUACAACUUUGAGUGUUUUAUCAUUUGUUAACAUGGAUGUCUGAAUAUUGAUUGAUCUAGAAGUGAUCUUGUCACUCUGACGAAAUUAUUAGAAAUCUACCUAGAUGGCUAUAACUGAGGAUGAAAA
Momordica charantia (bitter melon) is the source of this 1409-nucleotide messenger RNA. It is a transcript of the gene PDE194, whose product is annotated as formyltransferase. Gene Ontology annotation, molecular function: methionyl-tRNA formyltransferase activity. Gene Ontology annotation, cellular component: mitochondrion. NCBI's taxonomy places the organism in Eukaryota, Viridiplantae, Streptophyta, Magnoliopsida, Cucurbitales, Cucurbitaceae. Gene Ontology annotation, biological process: conversion of methionyl-tRNA to N-formyl-methionyl-tRNA; biosynthetic process. The record is from RefSeq and is a predicted model, not a curated record.